AAGGGGUUUCCCAGAGUGCACUCUGACUGUACACAUUGCUGCAACAAAGCGAUUUGUUUUUGUUUUUGUUUUCUUAAAAGCCUUUCAUGCUUUUGACGCGAGAACGCUCCAGUAUAAUGGGGCAUUUUUAAAAUAAACGAGCAUUUCCUUUGCCAGUGCAGGCUGGAGCUUGUGCGGCUCAGACAUCCCUCUGGCUCUCGGCGUGGAGGUGCGGCGCCUCUCCGCUUGCGCUGCAGCCGCUGUUUCUGCAGGGGGGAACCAUUCGUCCAUCCACAGCGCGCUGCCGCUGUGUGUGUGCUGCGAUGUGCGGCGGCCGCCUUGCUGUCAGUCUACCCCGUUUGCUCCCUUUAUCUGGUUCGACUGCCGUCAGACCGCCGUGGAACGGAUCCGUCGUCGCAGCGGAGCGCAAUGUGCAGCAGAGAGGUGACACUUCUUGGAGCGCGUCUUAACUGAGGUUUCAUUCAGGAUGCGGUCCCUGAGAAAGACAGUUCUGCUCGCCAUCCUGGUGUCUGUGGUGCUGGUACUGGCUCUCCUUCACUCAUGGCCCACUCGUGCCUACAACACGGUGGACGUGUGGCAGCGGCUGGGGCCGACAGUGGAGAGGCACCCGGAGGAGAGGCUGCCAGAACUGGACCAUCAGUCAAGCAGCAUCCCCUUUCAUAUCAGGAAAAGUAUAGCAGGCUUGUUGGCACGUAAUGGGUGCAUUUGUGAGGGUGAGAAUCCAGGAGUGAACCUGCCCUUUGCACAGCUGCUGUUUCCGCGGGUGUCAGCUCACUCUCUGCACACGGCCUUUGACGCCUCUGAGCUGGAGGAAAUGAAAAUGAGACGAGCUAAAGAGUACAGAGGCUUCCAGCUGAGAUCCAAGACUGCUGCAGACACGAUCAUCAUCGCCGAGGCCAACAAUCCCCUGCAGUAUCCAACACAGGGGCUGGAAGUGCGGCCCCUGAAAACAAUCAUCAUCCCAGGCCUGGCCUUACACGACCGUCACAGAGACCAUUACACAAUAAACAUCAAUGCCACGCUAGGAACACUAAACGUAGCAGCAGAAGUGGAGGGAGUGAAAAUAAAAGGUGAUGGAGGGAUGCAUAUGAGUCUGUCCAGCAGUUUGCUGCUGAACUUGAACCGACAGCUGCAGUUUGUCACCUACACAAACACAAAAUAUCAUCCCAACACUGCAGACACAGUGGAGUUUGAGACAGAAGGUCAUCAAGCUUCCUUCAGCAUCAAGAUCCGUCACGGAGUAACUCCAAAACUUUAUGACACUGGACCUCAGGAAGAGUACAACGUCAGUGCGCUCAUUACUGUAGCGACAAAGACCUUCCUGCGUUAUGAAAAGCUUCAAAACCUUAUUGACAGUAUCAGAAAAUACUAUCCCACAGUCACGAUAGUGAUUGCUGAUGAUAGCGAGAACCCAAAAACCAUUUCUGGGCCUUACAUCGAGCAGUACAUCAUGCCUUUUGGGAAGGGUUGGUUUGCUGGACGAAACCUGGCUGUUUCCCAGGUCACAACCAAAUACGUGCUUUGGGUGGACGAUGACUUCUUCUUCACUGCUAAUACGAAGCUGGAGAAGCUUGUGGACGUUUUAGAGAGGACCACUCUGGAUCUGGUUGGGGGUGCAGUGCGAGAAGCUACAGGGUACACAGCUACUUACCGACAAACCAUCUCCAUCGAGCCAGGAGAGGAAGAAGGAGACUGUUUGCACAUGAGAAGAGGAUUUCACCACAUAAUUGAAGGAUUUCCUAACUGUGUUGUGACGGACGGGGUCAUUAACUUCUUCUUAGCUCGCACGGAUAAAGUCCAGCAGGUCGGCUUUGACCCCCGCCUCGCCAGGGUAGCUCACCUGGAGUUUUUCAUUGACGGCCUUGGAUCUCUCCACGUUGGUUCCUGUGACGACGUCAUCAUCAAUCACGCAACCAAAAUCAAACUACCGUGGGUCACGCAGUCAGAAAGCGACAAGACAUAUGCCAAGUUUCGCUACCCGCCAGCUUCCUCUGACGCCACGCGUACAAAAAACGGCCUCCUGUACUUCAAAAACCGGUUUCAGUGUUUGACUCGUAACUAGUACUCACGUCCCUCCUGGUCUCUCUGAAGGUCUGUCUGUUCUUCCCGAGUCUCCAAAGACAUUUUCCUCCACCCUGCACUGACAGAUAAAACUUGUGGCAGCUUGGUUUUUCUGCCUUUGGGGCAGUUCUGUAAAAAACCUCAACAGAGGGUCGAUGGGAUUUGUUUUGGAAAAACCUCGACAGUCUUCUUUUUCACAUUGUUUUCCUGUGAAAUAUGUGUUUUCUUGCUCCGGAAACCAAUCAUGACACCGACGGAGUGAGAACAAGAACUCCUUACUGGUGUGAGACACUUCCCAGUCGGAGAUACUCCUGAAUUUUCCAGUGCCACAUGAAGAAUAUUCAGACUCAAAGGUCUGGCUGCAGACGUUGGAGUGUUUCAGUUAUUUUUUGUCACCUUUUUUCUACCUCUGCACCUACAGUCCUCCCUCAAAGCCCCAUUUGAGGGAGAGAAACUUCUUAACCUGUCCAUCUGGAGCGACGGCAAAUCGGGGAGCAGCUUUGGUUGUUUGUUUGCACCCAGGGAAAUGAAAGGAAAAAUGCAUCUUGAAAUGCUGCCCAGAAAGGAAACAUGGAUGAACCAAAGUGCAUGUUAAUAUCACUCAAUAAAAUCAAUGACUAAUGAAAAACAAGCAGAUAGAAUAACUAAUUGAGUUCUUGAAGCAUAGUUGGACUAGUCAGAGUCAGAAGAAAGCUGUGAGCAACAAAAACAGGGACGAUGUUUCUAUUCCGCUUAGGUACCAAAAGUCAAAGAAUGUGUGGUGCAAAGUUACUAUACUUAACUAAAAUGAACAAAAUAACAAAAACAGAAAUAGAGAAAACAUUUUUGUUUUCCGAAAUAAUAAGUAACAGAAACUAAACUGACUAACUCAGUUUAGAUCAUAGAUCUAAUGUCCCUGGUUUUGUGUUCCUGAAUUUUUAUAUAUUUUCAUUUAUUACCCGUUCCAACUGAUGUGAAUUUUGUUUUUUUUUUAACCCCUCACACAAGCAUCUCACCUCUGAUGUCAGCAAAUUGCAGCAGUCCAGACUCAUCCAUGCCGGCACUUAACCCACAGAUAGCUGGAACUGUGGGUUCCAGCUAUCUGUAAUUGAGUAAUUUUUUUCAAAAUGGCAUGUUCUGUUGAGUAUUCAUUAUCCAAUCGAUGUAUAAAUAAUCAACCAUUUGAGCUCUUUGAAUUCUGCACCUCAAAACUAACCAAAGUACAAAAAACUAAUAGAAGCUGAACAGACACUAAGCAAUAGUUGACUGUUGUUUAUAAACUAAGCAAUAUACCAUUAAAAAUCACUGAAAUUAACAGAAGUAGACAGACAAAAAGUCCCAACAAAAUAAAGCUAUAAUAUACUUAAAAACAAUUUAAUAAUGUAAUAACAAUGUAAUAAGCCUGGCGUGGUUGAAAUGAUGAUGCUGUAAUUUCUAUCAUGGCCUCUAGGUGGCUCUCUUGAAUCAUUGCACUGAUUUCUUGACGCAUAGAAUAUGCCAUUUGUAAAAACAUUUUUUAAAACUAAUUCUUGAAUAUUUUUAACUAUUUGGGAUAUUUUUCUGUCUUAUGUCAUUUAUUUGUUCCUUGUUGGCAAACUUGUUAUUUCUGAUGACACAAAGUUUAUAACACUAACAAUAUAAGACUUCUGCACAGUCCUGUUUUGUUGCAUUUUAGAGUUUGUGACAUAAUUUGCCCACAGAUUUGAUCUUUUGCAAAGCUGCAUUUGUUGUCUUCACACAAAUGUAUUGUUUUAUUUCCUUUAAACUGUCCCACUCAUCCCUCUCAAAAAUCAAAACAAAACAAAAAAAAUCACAGGACGACUGAAGUGGAAAGUUUCCUUUCACAGCAUUAUGAGCCAUUUUUAUUUCAAAUGAUAUUAAAUGUCAAUAGAAAAAAUGUGUUUUAUAUAUUUUUGAUUGAUUUUAAGGUCUGGAGGUGUACACCAUGUUACAGCAACCUUUGUAAUCCUGCUAAGGAUUUCCACAAGAGCGUUAAAAUAAAUGGUGGUUAGGGAGGUCAUGUAACUGUGUGCGCUAGAUUUAUCACAUGGAGGCUUGGAAAUAUUUUAAAAUUCCCUUUCUGGUGUCAAGAUAAACCUGGAUUGUCAUCCAGCUUGGUUUGUUAUGGUUGCUUCCGAUCAAGAACCUGCAACCUUUACAGUCCAAAGAGUCAUUUCUGCCCUUAGUCCAGUGAAAUAAAACUGGUUAAGAGCUGAAAAUAUUUUAAAAUGAUCAUGUUUUAAAAAUAUAUUUCUAUUACAUGA
Molecule: messenger RNA, 4304 nt
Organism: Poeciliopsis prolifica (blackstripe livebearer)
Lineage: Eukaryota; Metazoa; Chordata; Actinopteri; Cyprinodontiformes; Poeciliidae
Gene: b4galnt1b
Product: beta-1,4-N-acetyl-galactosaminyl transferase 1b
Exons: 11
Coding region: 467-2062 (531 amino acids)
Biological process (GO): ganglioside biosynthetic process
Cellular component (GO): Golgi membrane
Molecular function (GO): hexosyltransferase activity
Source: RefSeq, a predicted model, not a curated record